Molecule: messenger RNA, 456 nt
Organism: Saxophila tyrrhenica
Lineage: Eukaryota; Fungi; Ascomycota; Dothideomycetes; Mycosphaerellales; Extremaceae
Exons: 2
Coding region: 1-456 (151 amino acids)
Source: RefSeq, a predicted model, not a curated record
AUGGCGACCCGUCAAGUGCCCAUGCUCUCUCUCGAAGCCGCCAAAGUCGCCGCCGAAGCAGCAGAAGCCAAAGCCAAAGAAAUGGGCAUGGACUUCAACAUCGCCCUAGUAGACAGCACCACGCACCUCCUCCACUUCACCCGCAUGCCGACCGCCAAACUCACCUCGAUCCAAAUCUCCAUCGACAAGGCCUUCACGGCCGCCGGCCACCGGGCUCCAACCUCCACUUAUCAAAACAAGAAUUUCUUACCUGGCGGACCGGCGUUCGGGAUCCAUAAUUCGAACCAGGGCAGGUUCUCGAUUAUUGGCGGGGGCGUGCCGAUUGAGGUUGACGGGACGGUGGUCGGGGCGAUUGGGGUUAGUACGGGGACGCCGGCGCAGGAUAUGGAGGUUGCGAGGGCGGGGGUGGAGGCGGUGGAGGGGUGGGUGAAGAGGAGAGGGGCGAGUAAGUUGUGA